UCACUUCUUGCGUCCUCGUAACCUCGUAACCUCGACACAUCUGCAAUAUGUGCCACAGCUUCAGCUUCGUCAUUUCUCACGUCGUCUUCGUCCCACGUGCCCGCCUACUGCCUGUUCAUGCCGUUUCGUACGCGGCCGAACAACUGCGCUCUGGAUUGGACGCCACCAAACAUACGCACCGUUCCAUACCAGGCCGUACAGAACCACCUUGUCGUAGUCUAAUCCAUUUGCCGAGGUACGGGGUUGGGACAGAUAAUCAAUCUGCACGGAAGGCUUCCAUGCAUCAUGGCUACAAAAGUUCCGAAAUAUGCGCAAUCAUCAAGCCUUUUCGUACCACACAUACCCCAGACGUUAGUUCUGGCGUCCACCUUGUCCGUUCUUCGCCGCUCAAAUCUCAGCCGAACCAGGCUGCACGGUGAGUUCAGGGUAGAUGCUGUACCAUCCAGCGUGGGGAGCAGCGUCUCGCAUCGAUGGCACUUUUCCAUCAGCCUUGCUUGGUAAUACCACCUUGGCUUCGUACACUAACCAAGACCCUCUGGCAUCUCGACUCUUGUGUUGCGUACAUCAAUGCAUGUUAUUGGACAA
Molecule: messenger RNA, 585 nt
Organism: Paraphaeosphaeria sporulosa
Lineage: Eukaryota; Fungi; Ascomycota; Dothideomycetes; Pleosporales; Didymosphaeriaceae
Exons: 1
Coding region: 48-419 (123 amino acids)
Source: RefSeq, a predicted model, not a curated record